UUGAUCGCCGGAUAUCUUUGCUAGAGUAUCUUUUACUCUAUAAGUACCUUGAGUUGACAACUUUAGACCUCCCUACCAGCGCGCCUGCCAUGUUUCUGAGAACGCUUAUCCCAGUCGGAAUUGCAUUAUUAGCUGGCGUAUGCAUUGCUCACACUGUGUCUGUUAAUCUCGACACUACAGAAGCAGGGUUCAUCGACACUCAGUCCAAGGCUAAUCCAUCUGUGAUUCGCUAUGUUAAAAACUCGGAAAUCUGCGAAACAGUUCCAAACGUUACGCGGAUUUCAGGGUACGUCGACGUUGGGACGAACAUGUCCAUGUGGUUCUGGUUCUUUGAGUCUAGAAACUCACUCGAAACAGCCCCAUUUACUCUAUGGUUGAAUGGUGGUCCUGGAUGUUCUUCUAUGAUCGGAUUGUUUCAAGAGAACGGGCCAUGUUUAGUGAAUGCCGACCGCAAUUCGACCACUCUAAACCCCUACAGUUGGAAUAAUCUCAGCAACAUGAUCUAUAUCGACCAGCCAAUUGGGACCGGAUUCUCCUAUGGUAAUACUGAUACGGUGAAUAGCACCGAAACCGCUGCAUCCUAUGUAUGGACUGCAUUCCAGGUUUUAUUUGAGAGCCAGCUAUUUUCGAAGUAUGCCAGUCGAGAAUUCAUCUUUGCCACAGAAAGCUACGGCGGUCACUAUGGACCCAGUUUUGUGACCUACUUCGAAGAGCAAAAUAGGUUAAUCGCUAGUGGGGGAUCGAUGCCAUUCCAAUUGUGGUUAAAGCUCUGAUGAUUAACAAGUAUGUUGCUCUCGUGAUUUUUCGGGUGUUGAAUGAACACUCGCAGUGGCUGGUUUGAUCCGCUCAUUCAGAACAUCGCAUGGCUGAACUUUGCGACCCAUGCUCUGUUGGAGUCCGAGGCCGAAAGAUCCGAGUCGA
Molecule: messenger RNA, 921 nt
Organism: Suillus plorans
Lineage: Eukaryota; Fungi; Basidiomycota; Agaricomycetes; Boletales; Suillaceae
Product: Alpha/Beta hydrolase protein
Exons: 7
Coding region: 90-773 (227 amino acids)
Biological process (GO): proteolysis
Cellular component (GO): fungal-type vacuole
Molecular function (GO): serine-type carboxypeptidase activity
Source: RefSeq, a predicted model, not a curated record